AUUUACUCUGAUGAGCCUCAGUGGUGUUGCUCGAUUUCUGAAGAAAGCAGACAAUCAGCGAGAAGUCCAGAGGACAUACCUGCCUGAGGCAGGGCAGCAGACAUGAAGAAAUCAAUUACAUUUACAGCUCCAGGUGUCGAUAAAAGAGAUGUUGAAAAUGGAGACAAGAAGAAAAAAGAUAAGAUGCCCAGUGUUGGAUACUUUCAGCUGUUUCGAUUUGCCACCUGCAAAGACACCGUGAUGAUGAUCGUGGGGGGUUUAUGUGCCGUCAUUCAUGGUGCAGCUUCACCUCUCAUGCUUCUGGUGUACGGCCAGAUGACUAACACGUUUGUGGCGUAUGAGCUUGAGGUCCAAGAACUAAAAGACACAAACAAGGAAUGCAACAACAACACCAUCUAUUGGACAAAUGGCUCCAUAUAUGAAACAGCUGAAAACAGCACUGUCUACUGUGGGGUGGACAUUGAAGCACAGAUGACUAUGUUUGCAUAUUACUAUGUUGGAAUUGGAAUAGGAGUUCUGAUUGUUAGUUAUUUUCAGAUUGCCUUCUGGGUGUUGGCAGCUGCAAGACAAAUUGAUCGAAUGAGAAAGACUUAUUUCAGAAAAGUAAUGCAAAUGGAGAUCGGAUGGUUUGACUGCAACUCUGUUGGUGAACUGAACACAAGGAUGACAGAUGACAUCAACAAGAUCAACAAUGCUAUUGCUGACCAGGUGUCCAUCUUCAUUGAGAGGAUCUCUACAUUUGUGUUUGGCUUCAUGGUUGGAUUCAUUGGCGGAUGGAAGCUGACGUUGGUGGUCAUAGCAGUGAGCCCGCUUAUUGGCAUAGCUGCUGGACUUAUGGCCAUGGCUGUGGCCAAGCUGACAGGGCGAGAGCUUAAGUCCUACGCAAAGGCAGGUGCAGUAGCUGACGAGGUUCUAUCCUCCAUCAGGACAGUAGCAGCAUUUGGUGGGGAGGAAAAAGAAGCUAAAAGAUAUGACAAAAACCUUGCAGAAGCUCAGAACUGGGGUGUGAAAAAGGGCACGAUCGUAGGCCUUUUUCAAGGAUACCUUUGGUGCGUCAUUUUCUUUUGUUUCGCUUUGGCCUUUUGGUACGGAUCUACAUUGGUCAUCGAGACCAAGGAGCUGUCUCCUGGUACUCUUAUUCAGGUUUUCUUUGGAGUUCUCAUGGCAGCCAUGCACCUGGGCCAGGCCUCUCCAUGCUUAGAGGCCUUCGCUUCUGGUCGUGCUGCAGCCAAAAUCAUCUUUGACACAAUUGACCGGGAACCAGAAAUUGAUUGUUUCUCAGAAAAAGGUCACAAAUUAGACAAAGUAAAAGGUGACAUUGAAUUCCAUAAUGUCACUUUCUUCUACCCAUCCCGGCCUGAAGUUAAGAUUUUAAAUAAUCUGAGCAUGAAGAUCAAGGCAGGAGAAGCCACUGCUUUUGUGGGACCGAGUGGAUCUGGAAAGAGCACCACAAUCCAGCUCUUCCAAAGGUUUUAUGACCCAAAGGAAGGAAUGGUGACUUUGGACGGCCAUGACAUUCGUACCUUAAACAUCCAGUGGCUCAGAUCUCUCAUUGGUAUUGUAGAGCAGGAACCAGUGCUGUUUGCUACCACCAUUGCAGAAAACAUCCGAUUCGGUCAACCUGGGGUAAACAUGGAAGACAUCAUCCAAGCGACAAAAGAGGCCAAUGCUUAUGAUUUUAUUACAAAGUUGCCACAGAAAUUUGAUACUCUGGUUGGAGAAGGUGGAGGACAGAUGAGCGGAGGACAGAAGCAAAGGAUUGCUAUUGCUCGAGCUCUGAUCCGAAACCCCAGGAUCCUGCUGCUGGACAUGGCCACAUCUGCCUUAGACAACGAGAGUGAGGCUGUUGUCCAGGAGGCACUGGAUAAGAUGCGCAUGGGCCGGACAACAAUUUCCAUAGCCCACCGUCUUUCCACAAUUAGUAACGCAGAUGCCAUCAUUGGUUUUGAGCGGGGACAGGCUGUGGAGAAGGGAUCACACAGUGAGCUCAUAGAAAGACAAGGUGUCUACUUCACCCUGGUCACCCUGCAGAACCAAGGCAAAUCCAACACAACUAAAGGUAAGAUAUAUUUAGGUCUGCUAAUCAUUAAACUAGGACUGCUGUACAUUCAGCAGGAGUCAAUGGACAAUCUUAGUGUUUGGAGGUCUUUCAUGUAUUUGCUAAAGAGCAACGGAAGCUUCAAUACUUGGUUAAACGUUGUUUUGAUUUGUUUUUUUCCACUGCCAGACGCAAUCAGCGAAGAUCUUGAAGAAGACUUAAGUCUAAAAGCGAAGAGCCGCACAUCCAGUAAAAGGGACUCUGUUCGACUGCGAUCUCAGAGUAAAUUGUCAAAUGACACAUUAUCAGACGUCCUCAAGACCCUUUCGGACAAGGACUUCACAAAUAAAUGUGAGGAUGAUGCCGACAAACAUGUAGAGUCUGCCCCAGUAGCACGUAUCCUCAAAUACAACCAACCAGAAUGGCCGUACAUGCUGAUUGGCUCACUGGGAGCCGCUGUCAAUGGCUCUGUCAACCCCAUCUAUGCUGUCCUUUUCAGCCAAAUUCUUGGGACGUUUGCCAUUGGUGACUUGAACGAGCAGAGGAAACAGAUCAAUGGGAUAUGUAUUCUGUUUUGCAUUGUGGCUGUGAUUAGUUUCUUCUCCCAAUUCUUACAGGGAUAUGCUUUUGCAAAGUCUGGAGAGUUGCUGACCCGCCGUCUAAGGAAAGUGGGCUUCCAGGCCAUGUUAAGGCAGGAGAUUGGCUGGUUUGAUGACCCCAGAAACAGCCCUGGAGCUCUGACCACCAGACUGGCCACUGAUGCAUCCAUGGUGCAAGGGGCAACAGGAUGUCAGAUCGGCAUGAUUGUGAACUCGUUGACCAGCAUUGGAGCUUCUUUUAUCAUUGCUUUCUACUUCAGUUGGAAGUUAACUUUUGUAAUAAUGUGCUUCCUGCCACUCAUUGGGCUGUCUGGGGUGUUUCAAGCCAAAAUGCUGACAGGUUUUGCAAAUCAAGAUAAAAAAGCCAUGGAAGCAGCAGGUUUGGUUUCCAGUGAGGCUCUUGCCAACAUCAGGACGAUUGCGGGCUUGGCCAAAGAGAGCUCAUUUGUUGAAUCAUAUGAGCAGAAACUCGAGCUUCCAUACAAAUCUGCAAAGAAAAGAGCCAUCAUCUAUGGGCUUUGUUUUGGGUUUUCCCAGUGUGUCAUCUUCAUGGCGUAUGCUGCUUCGUUUAGAUAUGGAGGCUAUCUGGUUAGCUUUGAGGGGUUACAGUACAUGUUUGUUUUCAGAGUGAUCACAGCUGUAGUAAUCAGUGGGACAGCACUGGGCAAAGCGUCCUCCUUCACUCCAGAUUAUGCCAAAGCCAAAACUGCUGCUGCUCGGCUUUUCAAACUUUUGGACCGAAUUCCUGAAAUCAGCAUGAGCCAUGCAGAUGGAGAGAAAUGGGAUAACUUCAGAGGUGAAAUAGAGUUCCUCAAUUGCAACUUUACCUAUCCAACCCGGCCAGAUGUCCAAGUGUUGAAUGGCCUGGCUGUGUCUGUGAAGCCUGGUCAGACUUUAGCAUUUGUUGGGAGCAGCGGUUGUGGGAAAAGCACCAGUGUUCAACUGUUGGAAAGGUUCUAUGAUCCUGAUGAAGGGAAAGUGUUGAUUGAUGGUCGCCCAUCUUGUACAGUCAAUGUGCCCUUCUUGAGAUCUCAGAUUGGCAUAGUGUCCCAGGAGCCAGUGUUGUUCGACUGCAGCAUAGCGGAGAACAUUCAGUACGGAGAUUACACAUGUAGUGUUGGCAUGGAAGAGAUUUUUGAGGCCACAAAGAAAGCCAACCUACAUGACUUUGUGAUGACACUACCAGAUAAAUAUGAGACUCAGGUUGGUGCCCAGGGCUCCCAGCUGUCAAGAGGACAAAAACAACGCAUCGCCAUUGCCCGGGCAAUCGUCAGAAACCCCAAGGUCCUGCUACUAGAUGAAGCUACCUCUGCCCUGGACACAGAGAGUGAACAGAGUGUACAGGCUGCUCUGGAUGAGGCAAGAAAAGGACGGACCUGCAUCGUCAUCGCUCACCGACUGUCUACUAUCCAGAGUGCUGACAUCAUAGCAGUGAUGUCUAAUGGAGCGGUCAUAGAGCAAGACACACAUGAUAAACUCAUGGCCAAAAGGGGUGCCUAUUAUAAACUGGUAACAACAGGCUCUCCUAUCAGCUAGACGCCUGCAGACACUUAAAAUGAGCAUAAGAUAAACGUAAUUUAUAGGUAUAUCUCUUUUCAUGCAGUGUCCUCAGAUAUUGCACAUAAACCAUGGGAAUGUCUUUUUCAUUUGGCAUAGAAUACACAUGUUUCAUCGCUUUUGGUUUGAAGAAUCCGUUUUUAGUAAUCACAAGGUUUGUUUGGUUGUAUAUGUCUGGUUUUAUAUUUAUUUGUUUACAAGAAGUUCCUUUUAUAAAUUAAAGGGUAAAGACUUCUACAUGCAUCUUACAAUGUUUCUAUCAUUGGACUGUAAUGUUUUGAAUUAUUCUUCAUGUAAUUCAUGACCAU
This is a messenger RNA of Etheostoma cragini (Arkansas darter), 4502 nucleotides long. RefSeq names its product ATP-binding cassette, sub-family B (MDR/TAP), member 11a (gene abcb11a). Gene Ontology annotation, cellular component: membrane. Gene Ontology annotation, biological process: transmembrane transport. The transcript has 28 exons. NCBI's taxonomy places the organism in Eukaryota, Metazoa, Chordata, Actinopteri, Perciformes, Percidae. The coding region runs from base 103 to 4173 and encodes 1356 amino acids. The record is from RefSeq and is a predicted model, not a curated record. Gene Ontology annotation, molecular function: ABC-type transporter activity; ATP binding; ATP hydrolysis activity.